AUGGCAGAUAGACGGCAACUGUUUGUGGAGAUGAGAGCCCAAGAUCUGGAUUCCAUUCGGUUAUCAACAUACAGAACAGCCUGCAAACUUCGAUUUGUCCAGAAGAAAUGCCACCUGCACUUGGUCGACAUUUGGAACGUCAUCGAGGCUUUCCGGGAGAAUGGGCUAAACUCUCUGGACGUGAACGCGGAGCUGAACGUGGCUCGUCUGGAGGUGGUCCUGUCCACCAUGUUCCACCAGCUCAACAAGCGCAUGCCCACCACGCACCAGAUCGGAGUGGACCAGUGCAUCGGCCUCCUGCUCAACUUCCUGCUCGCCGCCUAUGACCCGGAGGGCCACGGCAAGAUGUCUGUCUUUGUGCUGAAGACGGCCUUGGCAACCAUGUGUGGGGGGAAAAUCCUGGACAAAUUAAGAUUUAUUUUCUCGCAGAUUUCAGAUUCAGCUGGAAUCAUGGUGCACUCACAGUUCGACCAGUAUCUGAGGGAGGUGCUGAAAUUACCAAUGGCAGUCUUUGAGGGACCUUCAUUCGGUUACACUGAGCAAGCUGCGAGAACAUGCUUUCCUCAGCAGAAAAAAGUCUCCCUCAACACAUUCCUGGAUACACUGAUGUCAGACCCGCCCCCUCAGUGUCUGGUCUGGUUCCCACUCAUGCAUCGGCUCGCCAACGUGGAGAACGUCUUUCACCCGGUCGAGUGCUCCUACUGCCACACCGAGAGCAUGAUGGGCUUCCGCUACCGCUGCCAGCAAUGUCAUAAUUACCAGCUCUGCCAGGACUGCUUCUGGAGGGGGCAUGCGGGCGGUUCCCAUAGCAACCAGCACCAAAUGAAGGAGUACACGUCAUGGAAAUCGCCCGCUAAGAAGCUCUCGCAUGCGCUGAGUAAGUCUCUGAGCUGUGCCUCCAGCAGAGAGCCUCUCCACCCGCUGUUCCCCGAAAUGCCAGAAAAACCUCUGAACCUCGCGCACAUUGUCACGAAUAAUGUUGAACAAAGAAAGCCCUUGACUGUGACUGCACCUCAUCUGUUGAAAGGCAGAGGGUUAAACUACAACCUGGAUGUGGCCGAUAGACUUGCAGAUGAACAUGUUCUCAUUGGUCUCUAUGUGAGCCUGCUCCAAAACAACCCCACGUCAUGUUUGCUGGAGAGAAGCAACCAUCUCCAAGACGACGAACACAGCCUCAUUGCUCGCUACGCUGCUCGGCUCGCUGCUGAUGCUGCGGCUCAGCAGCAGCUUGUCCCCACAGACCUGCCCUGUUCUCUGGAUACCAACAAGCAGCAGAGACAACUCAUCGCCGAGCUGGAGAGCAAAAACAGAGAAAUCCUCUUAGAAAUCCAGCGGUUGCGUCUGCAGCACGAAGAGGCGUCUCAGCCCCCCCCAGACAGAGGCCAGCAGAACCCCACUCUGCUGGCGGAGCUCCGACAUCUCAGGCACCGCAAAGAUGAGCUAGAACAAAGAAUGUCUACACUGCAGGAGAGUCGCAGGGAACUCAUGGUGCAGCUCGAGCAACUAAUGAUGCUUCUCAAGAUUGAAGAGGAACGCAAAGAGGCUACUCAGGGCCCUGGCUCUCCACGCUCCUCUCCCAGCCACAGCUUCAGUCGACCGAUCCCCACACCCAUCAUGUCGGACUCUGCCUGCACCACCCCCACGCACACCCCCCAGGACUCUCUCAUGGGUGUAGGAGGAGACGUACAGGAGGCCUUCGCUCUAGGUCCCAGGCGAAACUUAAGGACUGACCUGCUUAUUGCUGCUGACUCCAUCACCAACACAAUGUCAUCACUGGUUAAAGAGCUCAAUUCAGAGGGAGGGAGUGAGACCGAGAGCACAGUAGAUUCAGACUUUGGACGUGACUUUUUGGCUGCAACAUCUUCAGAUUCUUUCUUCAGUUAUAAGCCAAGACCCGCCAGUGGGGCAGACAGUUACGAGAACAAUCUGGAGCAGCAGCUGGAGGACGAGCUUACGUUGGAGGAACUAAUGAAGCACAGACCGGAACCAGACAAAUCGUGCAUGGUGACGUUGCAGCAGUGA
Knipowitschia caucasica is the source of this 2022-nucleotide messenger RNA. Lineage: Eukaryota; Metazoa; Chordata; Actinopteri; Gobiiformes; Gobiidae. The record is from the annotation of a GenBank genome assembly.